UAUAUAACCCCCCACUCUCACUCUUCAUUAUCAAACUCUACGCUACCUCGAAACACUCAAAAAGCUAUCGUCGUUGCCAUCGAUUAUUCAGAUCUUAGAUCUAAUGGCAAAGGAUCCAGUUCGCGUUCUCGUCACCGGCGCUGCUGGGCAAAUCGGAUAUGCUCUUGUUCCUAUGAUUGCUAGGGGAGUUAUGUUGGGCGCAGACCAGCCUGUGAUCCUCCACAUGCUGGAUAUUCCACCAGCUGCUGAGGCACUUAAUGGUGUUAAGAUGGAAUUGGUGGAUGCAGCAUUUCCGCUUCUUAAAGGUGUUGUUGCCACCACUGAUGCCGUUGAAGCUUGCACUGGUGUGAAUAUUGCUGUGAUGGUUGGUGGAUUCCCAAGGAAAGAGGGUAUGGAGAGGAAAGAUGUUAUGUCCAAGAAUGUCUCCAUCUAUAAAUCCCAGGCUUCUGCUCUUGAGAAGCAUGCUGCUGCUAACUGCAAGGUUUUGGUUGUUGCUAACCCAGCGAACACCAAUGCGUUGAUCCUAAAAGAAUUUGCUCCAUCUAUUCCCGAGAAGAACAUUACCUGUUUGACUAGAUUGGACCAUAACAGGGCUCUUGGGCAGAUUUCAGAGAGAUUGAAUGUUCAAGUGUCUGAUGUUAAAAAUGUCAUUAUUUGGGGAAAUCACUCCUCAACACAGUACCCUGAUGUCACUCAUGCUACUGUAAACACACCAGCUGGAGAGAAGCCUGUACGUGAACUCGUUGCAGAUGACCAAUGGUUGAACACAGAAUUCAUCACAACUGUCCAGCAGCGUGGAGCAGCUAUUAUCAAGGCGAGAAAGCUCUCUAGUGCACUCUCUGCUGCUAGUUCCGCGUGUGACCAUAUCCGUGACUGGGUGCUUGGAACUCCAGAGGGCACUUGGGUAUCAAUGGGUGUGUACUCUGAUGGUUCAUACAAUGUUCCUUCUGGACUCAUUUACUCCUUCCCGGUUACUUGCAAGAAUGGAGAAUGGUGUAUCGUUCAGGGUCUUUCCAUUGAUGAAUUCUCGAGGAACAAGUUGGAUUUGACUGCUAAAGAGCUCAGUGAGGAGAAAGAUCUUGCAUAUUCUUGCCUGUCUUAGGUUUUCCCCAUAUUGCUCGAUGGCAAUGAAUAGAAGUCCAGCAGUUUUGAAUAAUGCCAUUGGAUUAUCAUCAAUGGUGAACCAACUUCACUGCAGUUGUUGAAGUACUUGUGUUUGAGAGAGAUUUUGCAUAUUGUUACAGACUUUAUUGCCAUCGACAGAUGUGUGUGUAACAUGAAAUAGUUCAUUUGAGAAAUUUCCAAAGGUUUCCAAGCUUUGUUUCA
Salvia hispanica is the source of this 1326-nucleotide messenger RNA. Its product is annotated as malate dehydrogenase-like. Gene Ontology annotation, biological process: malate metabolic process. Lineage: Eukaryota; Viridiplantae; Streptophyta; Magnoliopsida; Lamiales; Lamiaceae. Gene Ontology annotation, molecular function: L-malate dehydrogenase (NAD+) activity. The record is from RefSeq and is a predicted model, not a curated record.